GACUUGUACGCCAUCGGCGCGAAGAUCGGUCAAGGGUCGUACGGCUCCGUCAACACGGCCUUCACCAGGGAGUCGAACGUCCAGCGGGCGGUCAAGACCAUCGACAAGACAAGGCUGACCUCCAAGACCAGUGACAAGCUCCGCGUCGCCAGGCUGCGCCUCUUCCAGCGAGAGCUGGCCAUCAUGAAGAUGCUGGACCACCCCCACAUCGUGAGGCUCUACCACACCUUCGAGGAUGCCAGGCACCACUUUCUCGUCAUGGAGUCCUGCGAGGCCACGUCGGCCCACGUCUUGGGGCAGGUCCUGAAGGGCACCAACUAUCGGACCAAGUCGAACACAUUCGAGCAGCUCUUCUGUACCCAGGACGUGGAGCUGCUGCUGAGGUAUCUGGAUGGGCAAUUGGCAGAUUCAUUACCACCACUCGUGCAGGCCGCAGUCCAGCAGAAGAGCACGGACUACAUCACGGGCGUCCACGCGGACAUCCUCGAGCCCAGGAGCGUCACCUACAUCUAUGUCCUGUUCGCGCACUCUGGUUUCUAUAUUGGCAAGUGUAAUGGCCAACGUCGCUCGGGGAUUCCCUCAGGCGUCGCGGCCCGCGCGAUGGAGCACCUCCGAGCGCUUCGACUACCAGCUACACGGGAUGGGAAGAUCGCACGGUAUCGCUUGCUGCGGGAGUCGCUGGGCUCAGUGGCUUACCUACCAGUGUACCAUUUCGAGUCUGAGGUGCGGGCCCUGGCCAUGGAGUCUAGCCUCAUUGGCAUGCUGGACCCACCAUGCAAUGGUCUCGAUGUGGCCCAGCUACCAUGGAGCACCAAGACUGAAGAGUACGCCGCGCACCUCCUGCUCGGCAUGGCUAAGGAUACAGAGGUCUUCGCCUUCGUCAAGAGCAAGUGCUGGCACCCACAGGGCGGCCACCUCUGCACCAAGGCGGGCCACUCCUGCGUCCGUCGGGUCGUGGACAUGGCGGGCACCCCGUUCGCGAAGGGCUGGAGGACCAUGGGGCGCGCCGUGCGUGCAGUCGUGGCUGGCACAGGCCGCUCCAGAGAAGUCUUCAGCAUGGACGACGUCGUCCCCGCGCUGAGGGGGCGCAUCCUGGCGGAGGCUCUGGCACCAGGCCUGCAGGCCGCCAUGGCGAGUGCUGUCACGAGCACGGCCCCCGUGGCGGUGCUCACCCCGCUCCAGCGCCACCUCAUCUGCGCGGAGCUGGACCACAGGGCGAAGCUCACCGAGGGCACGCUGGAGGAGCUCAUCAAAGAGAUCGGGAGCAAGUGGUCGCAGAGGGCCGUGGUGCAGCGCCUGGGCGAUGGCAUCAAGCGCAUGGGCGACCCCACGACCAAGGGCGUGGUCAUUUUGCCUACUUCCGUGUUCUUGUUCCUCACUAUCCUCACCCUCACUUGCGGAGUCGUUGUCGGUUACCAGCUCGUACCACGGGGUUUCAUGACUUACAGCUACCUGAAGUACUUGGCGAUCGAAGCCGUACGCAAUCUUGCCAUAGGCCCUGUUGGUGUGGUCGGCCACGGCCUGAUCGUCUCCUGCGUGCCCCGCCUGUUCGCGCUGGUCUUGACGGGCUGGUGCAGCCACGCCGUGUUCUUCUGCCUCGGGCCGCUGGUGGGCGUUUUCGUGGUGCCCGCGCUCUGGAGCUGGAGGUCGCAGGCUGCGGGUGUGAGAGCCCCAGUCCCCUCGGAGGCGGUCAGGGCGGGCACAGAGGGCUCGGCGCCGUUCGGUUGUGCAGCUUCGCCUGUUGGCUUCACCGCAGACGAGGGCCGCCAUUCAGAAUGUCACGGCCAGGUGAUGUGCACGCCGCACGCCUUUCGAUAUCGUGUGGGAGGACCCGCAGUGCAUCAUGAGCGGAUUACGUUGCUGGACUGCCUCAUGCACCCGAUGGUGCGCGACUCGGCUGGGCGGUGGGCGCUGGUCUUCGCCGCGGCGGCCCUGCUGGCCUCCUCCACGCCCCAGGCGGACGGGCCGACCAUGGGUUGUCGGACGACGCAGUGGUGCCUCGACCAAUCGAGGCACGGCGCGGGCGGCCCGCUGGCGUGGCACUCCAAGUGGAAGGCGGAGGCAAGGCUGCGUGACACGGACUCGAUCGGCCAGCAUUGCGAGAUGAACGGCAGGCUGCCCGAGCUAGGCAGUUGCUACGACCAGGUUGACUACGCGGAGUUUGUGUCGCACGAGCUGAUCUGCCGCCAGAGCCCGCCCAUCGAGGGGCGACGCUGCGAGGGCACCGUCACCGCGCAAGUGGCCGCGGAGGACAAGCAGGCGGGGAAGGACAAUAGUGCCAAAGUUGCCAGCGAGAGCUUGCUGGUGGUGGAGGUGGACCGCUACGUGGGGGUGUCGGCGAGCCAGGGCCACCUGUGCAUCGCGACGGCCCUCGCGGACUUCAUCGUUGACCAUGCGAGGGCGGACGCCGCCAUCGCCGAGGAGAGGCGCAAAGCCCGCGAGGAGCGGGCGGCGCGCGUGUGGCUUUUCGAGAGCUUCUCCCAGGCGGGUGCAGCAGCCUUGACAGAGCUGCUCGCGUCGGCGCCUGGGUACUCCUCUGACUCCCAGCGCGUCAAGCACUACGGCAAGGACAUGGUGUCCUGGCCUGAUCUUUCGACGGCUCCAGUGGAUGUCGCUGAUCUCGCCGGGGGGGCCGAGCGCGAAUCUUUGUCGGGGUGGAGACGGGCCGUGCUCAAGGGUGAGCCGUCUGCUUCAGAUCUGAGUGCGGCUUCGGUGCCGCAGCGUCCUUACGUCGACCCGAUUUUUGGGCAACAACCCCAGGGCCUACGCCCCUUCGUGGGGAAGUCGCUGCAGGGUGGUAUGAUCUCCUUCCGUGUGGCGCGGGCCGGUGAUCCUUAUAGUUUAGGUUUUUUCUUUGUCGAGAAGGUUGGCAAGGGCACGCUUCGCCUCGUCUUCGACACGAGGGUGGCGAACGAGGGCUUCGCGGCGCCGCCCAAGACCACGCUCCCCACGGCGGCGGCGCGGGCCGCCCUGGAGUCGGACCACCCCGUGGUGCUGGACAGCGUGGCAGCUGCGGGCUACGUCGACAACUUCGCCAUCGCGGGGGGCGACCCCAUCGCCGUCACCACCAAGAGGGAUGAGGUGACUCGCACGCUGGAGGCUUGGGGGCUACCCGCGCACUCGCUCGACACCGCCUCGGCCGUAUCCGUCUUCACGGGGCUCGGGAUCAAUGGCGACCUCGGGACCGUGAGGGUGAAGCCUGCUAGCGUGAUGCGCCUUCGGCAGGCGUUGCUGGCGGUCUUGCGGCGAGGCGCCGCCUCGCCUCGCAUGCUCGAAGUCCUUCUGGGCCACAUCACGUGGACGAUGAUGUGUAAAAGAGAGACCCUCUGCAUCCUGUCAUCUGUCCACGCCUUUAAGUCCCAGAAGGGCCCUGGAGUCGGGCCCCUGUGGGCCUCCGUCAAGUUCGAGCUUUGGUGUGUGGCUAGUACGUUACCUCUAUGGGCGUCGCACAUGAAUAUCCCCUGGGGCCCCCACGUCUCGGCUUCGGACGCUACUCCUAUCGGUGUGGGCGUGUGCACUCGCAAGGAGGUCGGGCCUCGGGUGGCCGAAUUUGGGAGGCAGGCGGAGAGGUGGAGAUCUCGUUGUACUUCGGCGGUUUCGGCACGUUCGAAUGCGCUGGGUCUCGGAGGGGCCCCCGACGACUUCGAUCUCAUCGAGGGGUUCUUGGACUCGAACCCUGAGGGCUUCUGCAAGGGCUUCAACGAGAUCCCCGAGGAGCUCAUGCAGGUCUCGUCGUGGGUCACCGUGAUCUCCAGGAGGCACUGGAACCCGUCCAAUAACAUUUUAGAGCACGAGGGUGACGCGCUGUGCGACGCAGAGUUGUUCGGGGGGACCCUCAGCUUCCUCGAGAACUCAGCGGGGUCGGACCCUACUCGGGCUCGGUACCGCUGCCACGCCCUGCGCUUCCUGGACUGGUUGGGCUGGCACGAGCUGAACCUCACCGCCGCCAGCCAGCUGGACAGCGUCCUCGCGUGCUUCCUGACGGACUUGGCCCUGUGCGGUUUCGACACAGCGACGGGGAGGAUGACGGUCGCGGCGCUGCGCCACUUCCUGACGCACAUCCUAGUCGGGAAGCGACCGCUCCCGCGGUCGGCGCGAGCCCUCGAUGGGUGGCGCCGCUUGGGUUCGCGGCAGCUGCGCCUGCCUCUUCCUCGCUCGGCCGCGGUGGCAGUCGCAGGGUGGCCCAUCUGGAUGAACCUGCCCAGCAUGGCGAUCUUCGUGGCGCUGGUCUCCCCCGCGUACCUCAGGCCGUCGAAGACCUACAGGCUGCGCGUGGGCUCGCUGGUGCCGCCGAUCCCAGGGGCGAACUUCAACGCGUGGGGCAUCAUCGUGAACGACGCGGUGCUGGACGACGCCCCCGGGCUCUGGCCCGCGCGGCACGCGCUGACGCUCAACGCGCCCGUGAACGCCAGCCUCUUGAACCUCAGGCCCGCCGUCGAGCGCGCGAUGUUCCGCCAGGCCUUGCACGAGCGGGGGCUGCAGAGGCGGAUCAGGGACCUCGCGCCUCGGAUCGCCGAGUUCGGCGAGCAGGUGUUCGCAAGGCUCUCGGAGCUGAUCGAGGUCGGGUUCGUGAAGGGCAGCGUCCCGCUGCCAGUGCCGCUCCAGCCGGCGCCCGCCCUGCCGCGGGGCGCGAAGCGGGCGCCCGUUCUGUCCAGAAAGUAG
This is a messenger RNA of Prorocentrum cordatum, 4662 nucleotides long. NCBI's taxonomy places the organism in Eukaryota, Dinophyceae, Prorocentrales, Prorocentraceae. The record is from the annotation of a GenBank genome assembly.